GUCUACACCAGCGCAUCCUAGGUUGAUCCCGUGCCCUCAAUUGGCUGUAAAUGCGGGAUAGCGCUGGUUUCGGCCGGCUCCUUAAUGUAGUUUUUCCCCAUGUUGACCGGAUAUGGUCAAGAUUGGCCAUCGCGACCUCCUGUCUGAAGCAGUACAAAAACUCUGCCAUGGCCCCUUCCCCAUGGAGAUUCGUGUAUCUCAUUUUUCUCUCCACCUGUCAUCCCUACGUUCUUCCCUUUGCGUGUUGAUCUACAGCUGAAGAAUCUUUCCAUACAUUGACCCCAGUCCGUGUCUACAUUCACCAUGGGUCUCAUGUUGAAGAAGCCGGAUGAUGCUACGGGCUCUGCUGCCCCUGCCAUCAUGAUUGGCUUGUUUGUUGCCUUUGGUGGUGUCCUGUUUGGUUAUGAUACUGGUACCAUCAGUGGCAUCCUUGCCAUGCCUUACUGGCGCAAGCUAUUUUCCACGGGCUAUAUUAACCCGUCAGACAACUAUCCCGACGUGACCUCCUCUCAGUCCUCCAUGAUUGUCUCCCUCCUGUCUGCAGGGACUUUCUUCGGUGCUCUAGGUGCAGCACCCAUUGCUGAUUACUUCGGUCGUCGGCUGGCUAUGAUCAUCAACACGUUUGUUUUCUGCUUUGGUGUCAUCCUUCAGACCGCUGCUACUGCUAUCCCAUUAUUUGUUGCGGGAAGGUUUUUUGCGGGCCUAGGUGUCGGAUUGCUCUCUGCAACCAUCCCUCUGUACCAGUCGGAAACCGCUCCUAAGUGGAUCCGUGGUACCAUCGUCGGUGCCUAUCAGCUGGCUAUCACCAUUGGAUUGCUGCUUGCUGCCAUCGUGAACAAUUCUACUAAGGGCCGUAACGAUACUGGCUCCUACCGUAUCCCUGUCGCUGUUCAGUUCGCCUGGGCUAUCAUCCUGGUUGUCGGCAUGAUCCUACUCCCCGAGACGCCUCGCUUCCUGAUUAAAAAGGACAAGCAUGAAGCUGCUGCCAAGGCUCUCGCGCGCCUUCGCCGCAUCGAUGUCAACGAUCCCGCCAUUGUGGAGGAGCUGGCUGAGAUCCAGGCCAAUCACGAAUAUGAACUCAGUGUGGGCAAUGCGAGCUACCUCUCCAUUCUUCGUGGAAGUAUCGGCAAGCGACUGGCCACUGGCUGUGCCGUUCAGGGUCUGCAGCAGCUGGCUGGAGUCAACUUCAUCUUCUACUACGGAACUACCUUCUUCGAACACUCCGGUAUCAAGGACGGAUUUAUCAUUACUUUGAUCACCAACAUUGUUAAUGUCGUCUCCACCUUCCCCGGUCUCUAUAUGGUUGAGAAAUGGGGUCGUCGUCCUCUUCUCCUGUUCGGUGCUGUCGGCAUGUGUGUGUCUCAGCUUAUUGUCGCCAUUGUUGGCACCGUCACCACCUCCGACGUCGCAAACAAGGUGCUGAUCGCCUUCGUCUGUGUCUACAUCUUCUUCUUCGCUUGCUCAUGGGGUUGCACCGCAUGGGUGGUAACCGGUGAGCUCUUCCCUCUCAAGGCUCGUGCCAAGUGUCUCUCGAUCACGACUGCCACCAACUGGCUCCUCAACUGGGCCAUCGCCUACGCUACCCCUUAUAUGGUCAACUCCGGCCCGGGCAACGCCAACCUGCAGUCCAAGGUGUUCUUCAUCUGGGGUGGAUUCUGCUUCAUUGCCGGUGUUUUCGUCUACACCUGCAUCUACGAGACCAAGGGUCUUACCUUGGAGCAGGUUGAUGAGCUUUACGCCAAGAUUCCUGUAGCCUGGCGCUCCAAGGAAUUUGUCCCAUCCGUUAGCUACGCUGACGUUCGUGACGUUGCUGCCGGCAAACUGUCUGGCAACCUCACUGAUUUGGAGGCCGACGCCCAGAUGAAGCGCGACAUGGAGCAUGUUGAGAAGGCCUAGAGUAUUAGCCGGCGUUUGUCAGUUGGGUUUUCCUGUUUUAGUUAGGUGUUCGUCUUCUUUUUUUCCUUUCCUUAUUUCUCUGCUUCCAUACCAUCUAUACUGCCUUUAUACCUAGCGAGUGGCUGUUUGCAACAUUAUCUUGGUGAUGAGAGACGUGGUAUGAUGAUCUGAUCACGAUCAAUAUCUUGAAUUGUAUAAUAUUCUUCUAGCACUGCUCUUAUAACCAAAGAUUAUUUUUCCAUGAUCACUACUUGGUUAUCUGUCAUAAUUCGUAAGGACUACAGCUCAACGGUCAUAGUCUUAUAGGGUACAGUUUAAA
Molecule: messenger RNA, 2215 nt
Organism: Aspergillus caelatus
Lineage: Eukaryota; Fungi; Ascomycota; Eurotiomycetes; Eurotiales; Aspergillaceae
Product: sugar porter family MFS transporter
Exons: 4
Coding region: 304-1896 (530 amino acids)
Biological process (GO): carbohydrate transport; transmembrane transport
Cellular component (GO): membrane
Molecular function (GO): carbohydrate:proton symporter activity
Source: RefSeq, a predicted model, not a curated record